AUGAUUACUAGUGACAUAGCACUAAGACUUUUUUUCAUCUUUCAGACUGGACUUGGGAUCCUGGGAAACUCUUUCCUCUUAGGUCUUUAUACCAUCACCUUCUUCACUGGCCCCAGGCUAAGACCUGUAGACUUGCUUCUUACCCACCUGGGCUUUGUCAAUGACUUGGUGCUUCUCUCCAAGGGAAUCCCCCAGAUACUAGCUACUUUUGGGCUAAAAAACUUUCUAAAUGAUGUUGGAUGUAAACUUCUCCUUUACCUUCACUAAGUUGCCCGGGGUAUUUGUCUCUGCACCACCUGUCUACUAAGUGGUUUCCAGGCCAUUACCAUUCAUCCUAGGAACUCCACAUGGACAGAGCUCAAAACCAAAGCUCCUAAGUACAUUGUCCCCUGUUGCCUCCUCUGCCGAACCCUCCAUCUUCUGAUGCAUUAUAUUAUUCUUGUAUAUAUGAAAAGCCCAGGGGGCAGUAGAAACACCACUGAGACAAAGAAUUUUAUAUAUUGUUCCAUCCCGUCUCAUAUAAUUAAUACUUUAUUUUAUGCAGUCAUGGUUUUCCUUCUUGACGUUGUGGGUAUUGGAAUCAUGGUCUGGACAAGUGGAUCCAUGGUUUUUGACUUGUACAGACACUGCCAAAGACUUCAAUAUAUUCACAACACCAGCCUCCCCCCUAGAACCUUCCUGGAAACCAGAGCCACCCAAACCAUCCUAUUGUCGGUCAGUUUGUUUGUCUCUUUUUACUUACUAAAUUCCAUCUUUGCAUUGUAUAUGGAUUUUUCAAAGUCAUAUCUCUGGCUUAUACUUACCUCUACCUUUCUGGCUGCAUGUUUCCCAGCUUGUAGCCCUUUUUUGCUGAUUGCCAGUGAUUCCCAAGUUCCCCGGUACUGCUUGCAUUUCUGGGGGAGGAUAAAGCUUUCAACUUGA
This is a messenger RNA of Vombatus ursinus (common wombat), 921 nucleotides long. RefSeq names its product vomeronasal type-1 receptor 1-like. Gene Ontology annotation, biological process: G protein-coupled receptor signaling pathway. The transcript has a single exon. Gene Ontology annotation, cellular component: membrane. The record is from RefSeq and is a predicted model, not a curated record. Gene Ontology annotation, molecular function: pheromone receptor activity. Lineage: Eukaryota; Metazoa; Chordata; Mammalia; Diprotodontia; Vombatidae.